AGUGGAAAUAGUAUGCUGUGUAGUAGUAUACCGGUUGGAGUUUCAUUCACUUUCUACUUCAUUGAUGAAAAUAUAUAUCAUACAGGCGGACAUUCAAACUCAUUGUUCUUCAGACUAAUUUUUGAUGAAGUAUCGAUAAUGUUUACAUUUUAUUCACUCUUUAAAUAGUCGUGAGAACAUUUUAAUUUUAACGACUUUCGUUACUCGACACCUUUCAUAUGGUUGAGUCUGUCAAAACUUUUGAAUGUAACCAACGUGUAAUUCCAAAAAGAUGAAACGAUUAAAGAGUGAAUUAAUUAAUGCCACAAUUGAGUCAUAUUUGAAACGACGUCAUUACCAGACCAGCGAGGUUUUCUGCAAAAGCAAUCAAGUAUACUGUCGAACCAGCGAUGAAAUGACUUUAAAUGCAACUGCUGCCUCUGCUACAUCUCAAGAUAAUUCCAUCAUUUUCAGUGCUAUUAGCAUCGAUGUUGCUGCUGCAGAUCAAGCAUAUCAACGAUUAAAGAUGUGGGUAAAUAUUGCAAUCGAUGAUAAGUUGAAAAUGGAAUUAAAAGGGCUUUUAUACCCUGUAUUUUGUCACUUAUAUUUAGAGAUGCUACACGCUGGUAACAGGCAAGCGGCGAUUCAGUUUCUAAAAUCGCAUCAAAAUGAAUUUAAUAGCGAAACAGAAAAAGACUUUUUAGAAGAGCUAUCCAGUGUAUUUUCAGUACAAGACAUUGAGUUGAGACCUUUGGUUAAUUCAUUUAGAACUAGAAAAUACAAAGUGGAUAUGUCUGAUAUUGCUCAUUUAUGUCUUCAACAGUUUCUUGCAAAACAUGGACAUAUUAUAUUAAUGCAGAUAAUAAAUACACAUGUGACAAUAAUUAAAAAAAUGGAUGUGCCUGAAACACAUGCAGAAGGAUGCGAAGAAACAGGUACACGAUGCGAAGUAGGAAUUAAUGGAUAUGUAGAGCAGCCAUCUGGAACUGGAGCUGAUCGUGAAAUGCGAGAAUUGCAAGAAGCUAUAAGAUUAAUUCGUAAUAAUGUGCAUCAACCUCUACGAAUAUUCACAGUGAAUAAUGCAAUUGAAAAUGCGAGUAGUGGCGUAAUUCCGCCAAAUAUGGACAAAUUAGCAGUAGGAUUUAGUACUACAGAAAUUAGGCUGUGGGGUAUAAAUGAAACAGUAUUAAUCAAGCCAAAGUAUGAAGAACCUUCCUUCUCGUUUGCCUCCGACACUCCGUUUUUACACAAGUUUUAUGAAACUGGAGACAGAACGACUGAAGGAGGGGCAGUGAUACUUAGAGGACACACGGAUAUUGUACAUGAUUUAAGGUUUAUUCCAGAAUCAGAAAUUUUACUUUCUGUAUCUAGUGAUAAAGACAUGAGGGCGUGGAGACUUAACGAUUACUCAUGUGCCGCGAUUUAUAGCGGUCACAGUUAUCCUGUAUGGUGUAUGGAUCUUAGUGUGUUCAAUUUGUAUGUGGCAACUGGUUCUCAUGAUAGAACCGCCAAAUUAUGGUCGUUAGAUAGAAUAUUUCCAUUGCGCAUAUUUGCUGGUCAUUUUUUAGAUAUAAAUUGCGUAAAGUUUCAUCCAAAUGCUCGAUAUUUAGCGACUGGGUCCGCUGAUAAGACUGUUAGAUUGUGGGAUAAAGACGACGGAAAUUUAUUAAGGGUAUAUAUCGGAGCACAGUCAACAAUUUAUAGUUUAGCCUUUAGUCCAGACGGAAAGUAUUUGGCAGCUGCUGGCGAUGACAAAUCUAUCUUUGUUUGGGAUUUAGCAACUAAUGGAUUGUUAACCGAACUUAAAGGACACGAAGACACGAUUAUGAAUUUAGACUGGAGUUUUGAUGGUCAGUACAUAGCUAGCGGAAGUUUAGACGGCACGAUUCGUUUAUGGCCUACCCAUGACCAUAUAAAAACUGUUAAUAGCAAUUCGUCAAACGUAGUACCUGAAUCGGAAUCACCACAAAUAUACUCAACUUAUUGCUCGAGUAUUCUUUCCUUACGAUAUUACAAUAAAAAUAAUUCACUCGUGUGUAUCGGAACGGUGGACAAUUUGUAAUAUAUUAAAUUAAAAAAUAAUUAAAUCCAAUAUAUUUGUAAUCCUGGUCUUUUAUUAUUUUACCUUAUAAAUAUUUUUACACUCUGAAUAAAUUUUUAAUACUGUAAUACCCUAGUAGACAAG
Hylaeus anthracinus is the source of this 2164-nucleotide messenger RNA. RefSeq names its product TAF5-like RNA polymerase II p300/CBP-associated factor-associated factor 65 kDa subunit 5L (gene wda). Gene Ontology annotation, molecular function: RNA polymerase II general transcription initiation factor activity; protein binding. The transcript has 10 exons. Bases 272 to 2041 code for a protein of 589 amino acids. Gene Ontology annotation, cellular component: transcription factor TFIID complex. NCBI's taxonomy places the organism in Eukaryota, Metazoa, Arthropoda, Insecta, Hymenoptera, Colletidae. The record is from RefSeq and is a predicted model, not a curated record. Gene Ontology annotation, biological process: transcription initiation at RNA polymerase II promoter.